AUGAGCUCCGAUGAAGCAGAAGAUGAUGUUCUCGAGCAUUGCACACUUCGAAUUCCUUAUGAGGAAUUGAAUCGAUGCUAUCGUACGGGUCACAAAAAUAUCGAACGCUCGUUGGCCAAAAUUCAGAGAGUUGGCAAUGCGAUCAAGGAAAGAUUGAGCGGGAGCAAUGAGCCGGUUUCGAAGGAGCAGAUACGAAAAGCUUAUCGGACAUUGAGAGGAUUGGUGGAAGAAGCGCGCGAGGUCUAUAAAAGUGUUCCGGAAGACGAAAUGAAGUGUAUGGAUGUUUUGCGGCAAAGAGUCGUCUAUUUGCAAGAAGAGACGGCCGCGACGAAUUCGACUCGUCUGAUUGAUGUCAAGAAAUCGAAGUCUUCUCGCGCCAUGCGUCAUGCGAUCUGGUACCUUUUGAGAAUCGGCCAAGUCGAAAUGGCUCGUAAAAUCGCCGAGCGCUAUAAUGUGGCGCAUAUGAUCGAUAUCGAUUUGUUCGCGCAGCUCAAGGAAAUCCGAAGCGCGUUGUUGGCGGGAAACACGACGCCGUGUGUUGAAUGGCUGGAAUCGCAUCGCUCGAAACUGCGACGAAUGGGAAGCCGAAUCGAGGUUGACAUCCGCAUUGAGGAACUCAUCGAUUUGAUCAACCAAAAUCACACGGCCGAUGCGAUCGCAUAUAUUAAGAAGUACAUUGCACCAUGUAUGAAGAAUAAUGAUGAUCAGGAGGUCAAAAAGCUUAUUGGUAUGAUAUUGACGCCGGAGCAGAAUUGCCCAAAGUAUACGACUGAGGAGGAAAUCGCCGAACGAUGGAGAAAGUGCGAAGAAAUGUUCGUCGCCGAGUUUUACCGAUUGUAUCAGCUGUGCACACAAUCAGUUUUCUCGAUCACGAUGCAGUGCGGACUUGCGGCUCACAAGACGCCAUCUUGCUGUUUGGAUCAGAGAAAACGUUCAGAGGUGAAAUGCCCUGUUUGCAAUCCUCUUUGUUGGCCAAUUGCCGCCGAUCUUCCGAACGCGCACGUCACGCAAUCCACAAUUUUGUGCACGAAAACGGGCGAAAUUUGCGAUGACACCGAGAAUGCUCCAUACUUGUUCCCCAGCGGACAUGUCUACGGCAAAAAGGUGCUCCAGGAGCAGAUGAGAGAAGAUAAUAUGGUGCUGUGUCCGGAGAGCAACAAACUUUGCAAUACUACCUAUCUCCAUCAAGUACACACCACAUUAAAUACCAUUUGCACAGUGGGCCAAUAUGUUCGAUCGCGAGCUCCUUCUGUACAAUUUCGUGUGGGUGAUGUCAUUAUUCAUAAGAAAUUUGGUUAUCGUGCAAUUAUUAUUGGAUGGGAUGAAAAGGCAAUUGCUCCAGCCGAGUUCAUCGCGAAAGUCCAUGAUGGAAAUGAGCAAUUUACCAAUAAUCCGAAUUAUGCGGUUCUUAUUGAUAUGCGUGAUCGGAUAACCCCGCAAAUUGGCUAUAUAGUUCAAGAGAACGUUGAGAAGACUACGGGACAAGUUUUACACACACUGCGAGAUCAGUUUUUUGAGCGGUUCGAUGAAAACGAGAAUCGUUACAUCAUGAGGCCGUUCCUACGAAGAUCAUAUCCAGAUGAUUAA
Messenger RNA from Caenorhabditis bovis, 1587 nucleotides. Lineage: Eukaryota; Metazoa; Nematoda; Chromadorea; Rhabditida; Rhabditidae. The record is from the annotation of a GenBank genome assembly.